Molecule: messenger RNA, 760 nt
Organism: Closterium sp. NIES-67
Lineage: Eukaryota; Viridiplantae; Streptophyta; Zygnematophyceae; Desmidiales; Closteriaceae
Source: the annotation of a GenBank genome assembly
AUUUGACAGUCGGGAUGCCAAAUUUGUGGAGAACAUCAUGUAUGGCAAGUGGGAGAAGCAGCCGGAGGCAAGGGUCACCCAACAGCUGGAAGAGAUCACUAUGCACUUCGAUUUGUCCGAACCUGAGAACAGUGAAGUCACUGCGCCAACGGCAAGCGGUACUGCUGAAGGAAGCAAUGAGGAUAUUGCAGCUGAUGCUGAAGUCAAGGAUCCGGAGCAACAGCAGCAAGAGGCUUCCAAAACACCAAGUCUGCCAAAGCGAAGGAAACAGAUUGGUGGGGGGACAAAGGAUUGGGUGAAGGUGAAAGAAUGGGUAAAUCCAACCAUCUACCCUGCACGUACCAGAAUGGCAAUGAGAAAGCUGCUGAGCUCUACAAAGGAGGUGUACAUGGUUCAACCACCUGGCUAUGAGGAUGGAACCGGUCAUGUCUGCAAACUUAACAAGGCCAUCUAUGGCUUGAAGCAGGCCCCGAGAUGCUGGUACAACAGGCUGGCCAGUACACUGGAAGGGAUUGGAUUCCCGGGAUACUGAACGUGGCUGGCUCAAACUGCAUCAGGGACAGUACAUCAACACCUUGGCUGAGAAGUACUCUCUGCAGGAAGAACGAGAAGUGGUCACACCUUUGCCUUCCGAGUUCAAACUCAUAAAGGCACCUGAAGGAGAAGGAGUUGAGAGUGAAGACCAGAGGCAAUUCCAAUCCAUGGUCGGGAGCCUCCUCUACGCUGCUGUGCAUACUCGGCCUGACAUCAGCUUUGCUGU